Achroia grisella is the source of this 1722-nucleotide messenger RNA. RefSeq names its product sodium-dependent nutrient amino acid transporter 1-like. The transcript has 12 exons. Lineage: Eukaryota; Metazoa; Arthropoda; Insecta; Lepidoptera; Pyralidae. The record is from RefSeq and is a predicted model, not a curated record. The coding region runs from base 104 to 1708 and encodes 534 amino acids. Gene Ontology annotation, biological process: sodium ion transmembrane transport. Gene Ontology annotation, cellular component: membrane.
UACACGAGUUUAUGAAGUAUUUUAAAAGUUUAAUCAUUAUUUUAGAAUACUCUUAAUUGUAUUAAUUCAGGUUAUAAACAAAAUAUUUCAGGUUAUAAAUAAAAUGAGCGAAAGCACAAGUACGCGAACGAACACACAGACAAAUGAUACGGAAUCAACUGAAAAUCCGCUGAUUGUAGAUAGAUGGACAAAUAAUAUAACGUACCGUCAACUAGUUAUAUCGUCGUGCAUUGGUAUAGUUCAAUUGUGGUGGCAUCCCUAUGUUCACGACCUCACCAAAUUGCUGCCAUUCAUCUUCUUAUAUAAUUUGUUCAGUAUAUUUGUUGGCUAUCCAAUGUUUUAUCUGGAGCUAGCGAUUGGCGUGGUCACUAAGAAGGGAGUACUGAGUUGUUGGGAUUUAUCGCCCAUUGCUAGAGGUAUUGGCUUCUCUAUGCUGUUGUGCUGCAUCGUCACAGCACUAGCGUUGGGCGUGGUGAGCGCUUGGUGCCUGGCGAUGCUGGUGCACUCGUUCCAUUCGUUUCUCCCGUGGCUGCACUGUGCUGCGAGUGCCCGACCUGCUUGCGCGGCGCGACAUCGGCCGCUCCCGCGAGGCAGUGAGACACCGUCACAGUCUUUUUUCUUUAAUUUUGUGCUGAGCCUAAAGAGGGAAGGCUUAGACGGUGGUUUAGGCAAUGUAGUCUGGGAACUGACUUUUUACUAUGUCAUCUCUUGGAUUCUGAUCUAUUUGAUCACCGUCAAACGAAUAUACAGCUACUCUAAGUUGGUAUUGUUCAAAGAUGUUCUGACAUACUUUGUGUUACUAUCAUUCGCGUUGGGAGCACCAAGACUCAAUGGCGCCGGUCGUAUGUUCAGUGCUUGUGACUGGGGAGUGCUGCAAAAUGGUUUACAGAUGUGGCGUGAAGCAAUAGAAUAUUCUUUAAUGGAAAUGACGGUGUCUCAUGGCGUCCUCGUGAUGCUCGGCGUUUACUGUCCUAAGCAGCAACACCGUCUAGCCACCACUUCGCUGCUGGCGUUCGCUGCUUCCAAGUCUACAUGCAUGUGUAGCGUGUUUGUUCUAGGAGCUGUUCAUGGCGCAUUACAACAUGAUUAUGAUAACAGUACUAAUAUUUGGAGUGGCUCAGCUUCAACGAUGGUUCUAUGGUCAGAUUUCGUGACGAGGGUGCCCGGCAGUCAAUUUUGGUCUGCUCUUUUAUUCUUCACAAUGUUUGUGGCAUCUCUAUCCUCUACGGCCUUGUUAGUCCAGACAAUAAUGUCAACUUUCACUGGCCGCUCGAUCAGAAAGAUUACUUGGGCGUUCCUAGUACUAAACUGCUCAUUGUUUUGCUUUAUCGGCAUAAUUACAUUGUGUACACAGGGAGGUUUGUACAUUCUGAAUUUUCUAAUGGAAUGGCCUGUAAUGAAGCCCCGUGUGUUUAUUUCGGCGAUAGUAGCAAUCGUGGUCACAUACAUUUACGGACAAACAACGUUCAGUGAAGAUGUGUAUUUCGCAGUGGGAGAAUACCCAAGCGUUUUUAUGAGGGUUUGCUGGGCGCUAAUGCCUGUAUUGUUGGUGAGUUUAUUUUUAGGUGAUAUGUGCACGUGGCCUUCGGUUGACUCGGUGGCUGGUUGGAUUAUGGUGGUUAUUACCGCAUUGCCUAUUGCGGUUGUUAUGUUCGUCUACAUGGUCUUCAAGUGCAGAGUUAGAAACAUGGUGGGCAACGAAAAAUAAAUCCAUAUAAAAAU